AUGCCCUGUCUAGAGGUCUACAUCAAAGCAUUGCCUAUGUUGAAAGUGCUUGUGAGAUCUGGACAGAUCUUGAAGGCAAGGUACUCACAAGGAAAUGCUCCACAGGUUUUUCACUUGAAGCGUGAAUUAACCUUACUAAGGCAAGAAAACCCCCCAUCUUUUUCUUAUUUUACAAAGAUGAAAGGACUCUGGGAUGAGCUCUCCAUCUAUACAAAUGUACCUUCAUGUUCAUGCAGUGGUGCAGCCAGAGAAUUCCUUGUUGAAAGAGACAAGGAACAGGUGUAUCAAUUUCUCCUUGGGCUAAGUGAUUGGUUUAAUAUAGUGAGAUCCAACAACCUUGGAAUGGAUCAUCUACCAAGUAUUGGGAAAGUAUAUUCCAUGAUUUCACAAGAAGAGAAACAUCAGCUCUUAUCUGUCCAAAUGGCAUCAGUUGUGGAGGCAGCUGCUCUUCAUGUUAUUGGCACAUCCAAACUCAAUUCCAAGAGUGAAAAAGAUCACCCAAAAUUCAAAUGUGACCAUUGUAAGAAAACCAGGCAUACCAAAGAUCAUUGUUAUGAGCUGGUAGKCUAUCCAGACGAUUGGGAAAAGAAACCACGUACUAUGUCAAAGGUCAGCAAUGAAAGGAAUCAAUCUAAUGUUGCUUCUACAUUCAACAACACUGUGAAAUCCUCUCCUGUUACAUGGCUAAYUACUGACCAAUAUCAACGGUUACUUAGUCUUCUUUUUGGACCACCAAUAGUGCCGGUUUCAGCCAACUUUGCUAGUAAGACAAAUUCAUCAUCUUGGUCUUUUAAUCCGUUUGAAUGGAUAUUGGAUAGUGGCACUACAAACCACAUGGUACCUGCUGAGCACAUCUCUAGUGGUUCUAAUACCACUUCAACCCAUAAACCCGUGCAAUUACUGAAUGGCACUUUACUAUCAGUUCAAUCACAAGGAGAUGUUAAGAUGACCCCUAAUCUUGUGCUUCGUGAUGUCCUAUUUGUUCAUGUACCUUGCCUCCAAGACAUUGAUUGGGGUAGGGACGAUGCAUGA
Messenger RNA from Nelumbo nucifera (sacred lotus), 1032 nucleotides. RefSeq lists its product as uncharacterized. The record is from RefSeq and is a predicted model, not a curated record. NCBI's taxonomy places the organism in Eukaryota, Viridiplantae, Streptophyta, Magnoliopsida, Proteales, Nelumbonaceae.